GAGGCCCAGAAUGGAGGCAUCUGCACCCAGACCCGAAUGUCCUAUUAAUCACAUUGCUUGUAUAGUAUGGGGGAAACAAAGAGGAAUACGUGUACAUUUGUUGGGACUAUCCUUUCUGGCCUUGAUACUUCUAGGCGGAAGGUUAUACGAAGUAGAUCGAGAAGUGAGUUUUCUCGAUCUAGUAAUGAACACCUGGCUACCGAAACCAAGGUCGGAAAGUUCAUCUUCCAAACCUAACACGUCUCCCGUAGCUUUAUCAGCUAAAGCGCAUCGACCUGUUGGGCACGGACCGGUCACUAGAACAAUUACUAUCGAUCCUACGCGUAGACUACUUCAUACGACAAAUUUAAGGAUAGAUUUAGAUUAUUUUGUAGUCGAAUUAUCUACGGCCAGAACUACUUUAAUAUUAAGUGUCGUGUUCGUUGCAAUAUUUAUUUUAAGUUGGUGGUGGAUGGCAUUCGCCAUCAAACAAGCUCGCGAUGAUGGGACGGUGUCUCUUCGCACAGUUCUGUUAUUGGCAGUAUUUGCUGCUGUAGAUGUUGCUGCUAGUGCUGGAUUUAUUCUACUUAGAAUUAUCAUGUUUCAGUCUAGUUGUGGAGCUACAGACAUUCUGGUCAUUGUAGUUAUUGGUUUUCUAACGGGGUUGAGGGUGUAUAGUGUUGUGUGCGUAUUUUCCUAUUAUAAAAAAGCAAAAAAUGGUGCAAUAGAUUCCUAUCAAAAUCAUUUAUUGAUCGGGUCAGAAUUAUCUUUAAAAAGUGACAAGCUUAAAGAUAACGAAUCCUAUAUACCAAGACCUAUAAUAGGCAAUUACUCCAAGCGUCAAAAUGGAGGUGCGACGUUUGGGAGCCGCGAAAGAUUGUCGAGGGAGAGAUUAUCCAGUUUAACCCCUUCUGGGUCAACUUUAGAAGAAGAAUUACAAGAAAUUAAGAUACAAGCGGCCGACAUGGCUACAGAACUUCAAAGAGCUGCAUUAUAUAGUGCUGCUCAAGCUGUUCGGUUGUACAGUACCGAAAAACAUAUCGCCGAAAGUAUUAAACAGGAUUUUGAUCACUUUUAUCAUCCCACGUGGCAUUGUAUCGUAGGGAGGAAUUGGGGAAGUUGUGUGACUCAUUCUAAACAGUGUUACAUCAGAAUGGCUUAUAAAGACUUAACUAUAUUACUAUACAAGUCUACUUGAUGAAGAUGGUGAUUAUGUUAAGGAAGAACGUUUUUAAUUACAUGAAAGAAUAAAAAAAUGCACUAAUACAAGCUAAUUCUGAAGAUGGACACUUAUACUGUGAUACAUCUCUUUUAUUUAUAAAUAAUUCAAUUCUACAUAUUCACAGAAGACGUACGGGUAAAUGUCAUAACGUGUCUGAAUACCAAGAAGAUAUUAAGAUGCUAGAAGCAUAACUAAAAUGUGAAUAAUAAAUAAUUUGUGCGCAUUUAAUAAACUAUUUCAUUAUACCAAAGUUUAUUGUUCAUUUUGAUAAUAAAACUGUGAAUUUAUUGUUCCAUUUCUUAUAAAACU
Messenger RNA from Centruroides sculpturatus (bark scorpion), 1510 nucleotides. RefSeq lists its product as uncharacterized. The record is from RefSeq and is a predicted model, not a curated record. Lineage: Eukaryota; Metazoa; Arthropoda; Arachnida; Scorpiones; Buthidae. The coding region runs from base 11 to 1177 and encodes 388 amino acids. Gene Ontology annotation, biological process: microtubule-based process; cilium assembly. The transcript has 8 exons. Gene Ontology annotation, molecular function: dynein light intermediate chain binding; dynein intermediate chain binding. Gene Ontology annotation, cellular component: cytoplasmic dynein complex.